CCCUCCACCUCCUCUCCUGCUCCUCCCCUCCCGCUGCUCCUCUCCUGCUCCUCUUCUCCCGCGGCUCCUCACCCGCACUUCCUCACGGCUGCUGGCCCAGCUCCCGCUCGUGCCUCUCAGCCUCUGUGGACCCGCCACUAUGGCCGACAUCAAGACGGGCAUUUUUGCUAAGAACGUCCAGAAACGACUCAACCGAGCGCAGGAAAAGGUCCUUCAGAAGCUUGGGAAAGCUGAUGAGACAAAAGACGAACAGUUUGAAGAAUAUGUCCAGAACUUCAAACGGCAGGAGGCAGAGGGUACCAGACUUCAGCGGGAACUCCGAGGAUAUUUAGCAGCUAUCAAAGGCAUGCAAGAAGCCUCAAUGAAGCUUACCGAGUCUCUGCAUGAAGUCUAUGAGCCUGAUUGGUAUGGGCGGGAAGACGUGAAGAUGGUCGGUGAGAAAUGUGAUGUGUUAUGGGAAGACUUCCAUCAAAAGUUAGUGGAUGGGUCCUUGCUGACACUGGAUACCUAUCUGGGCCAAUUUCCAGACAUAAAGAAUCGCAUCGCAAAACGCAGCAGGAAGCUAGUUGACUAUGACAGUGCCCGCCACCAUCUGGAAGCUUUACAGAGCUCUAAGAGGAAGGAUGAGAGUCGAAUCUCUAAGGCAGAAGAGGAAUUUCAGAAAGCACAGAAAGUGUUUGAAGAGUUUAAUGUUGACUUGCAAGAAGAGUUACCAUCAUUAUGGUCAAGACGAAUUGGAUUUUAUGUCAAUACUUUCAAAAAUGUCUCUAGCCUUGAGGCCAAGUUUCAUAAGGAAAUUGCAGUGCUUUGCCACAAACUGUAUGAAGUAAUGACGAAACUGGGUGACCAGCAUGCUGACAAGGCCUUCACCAUUCAAGGCGCUCCCAGUGAUUCAGGUCCUCUCCGCAUCACAAAGACACCAUCACCGCCUGAGGAGCCUUCACCCAUCCCAAGCCCAACAGCUAGUCCCAAUCAUACACUGGUGCCUGCGUCUCCUGCACCAGCACGGCCUCGGUCACCUUCACAGACAAGGAAAGGGCCUCCUAUACCACCUUUGCCUAAAGUCACCCCAACAAAGGAACUGCAGCAGGAGAACAUCAUCAGUUUCUUUGAGGACAACUUUGUCCCACAAAUCAGUGUGACAACACUUUCCCAGAAUGAAGUCCCUGAGGUGAAGAAAGAGGAGGAGACUUUGUUGGAUCUGGACUUUGACCCUUUCAAGCCUGAGGUAGCCUCUUCAGGUUCUGCUGGAGUGACUCAGUCACCCAUGUCUCAGACAUUGCCCUGGGACCUAUGGACGACAAGCACUGAUUUGGUACAGCCGACUGACUCUUCAAAAAGUCUUUCCCUGUGUAACCUGAUCAUGGAGGAAACUCCAGACAGUGGGUUGGCUGAAGAAAUUCAAAGAUCUCACAUUGAUCUAGGUGCAUUUAUUUGGGGCCCUGAUGCUAGUACAGACAGCGUCAGCCAGGAAACUACCCGUGGUGGGUACCAGGAAGCCUAUGCACGUGUCUCUGAAGCAGAACAAGACAUGGGAUUAUCGACCAGGAAGUUUUCCUCUCUUGACUGGCACACUAUAGCUGGACAGGGUGAGAGUGUCCUGGGGCCAGGCCCUCCUUGUGGAAAUGAACAACUGUCCCCAAAGGCCAUGCCUGAGGCUGAAUUUGCUAUUGCAGCUUGUAUGGAGAUUGGGCAUCCUUAUGAUUCAUCUGACUCAGAGAUGCUAGCCCUAGAAACUGGUGGCCUAGUCAAAGAAAGUCCAGAAGAUGUUAAAAUGUCAGAAGAAGAGGAGGAGAAACAGAAGACAGAAGAUUCUAUGUGGGCAGUGGUGGAGACAUGUGAAAAGGCUCCUGAUGGUUCAUUUAAUGGAUUCACACAGCCCCAGGACACUUCAUUAUUUACAAUGUCAACAGAUCAGAAUAUGUUGCCUGAGACUGAACAGGCUCCACCAACAGAGUCAAAAGCAGAGGAGCCCCUUGCUGCUGCAGCAUCUGCUGUUGGGCUGGAUCCGGGACUGGACACCCAGGCUGAGGAGCCAGUGGAGGGGACAGUGAUCCUACCUGGAACUGAGGCUGAGGGAGCUGUUGGAAUGCUGGUGUUCGCAGCAGAGGGGGCCCCAACAACAGAAGCAGAAGCAGAAGCAGAGGAGGCUGAUCUUCAUCCUGGCAAAAGAGCAAGUUUAGAGGUUGAUACUGAAGCCACAGAGGUCAUGGGCAGUGACAGAACUCAAUCAGAAGACACAGAAACAGUAGCACCUCAGGAGAAGGUCAUCCCUUCCGUUGUCAUAGAGCCUGCUUCCAACAAUGAAGGGGAGGGAGACCAUGAAACAACUAUAGGUGUAGAGUCCAAGGAAGCAGCUGAAGACUCAGGUUUUCCGGACUCCACCAAGGAGAUGCCAGAGCUGGCCUCUGAGCAAAAGACCACUGAGGACUUCCAGCCAGCACCCUCUGCUCCAUCUGUAAGCCAGACCUCUGAGCAAGUGCCACCUGGCUUUCUCUACAAGGUGGAAGCACUGCAUGACUUUGAGGCAGCAAAUUCUGAUGAACUUACCUUACAAAGGGGUGACGUCGUGUUGGUGGUCCCCUCGGAUUCAGAGGCUGACCAGGAUGCAGGCUGGCUGGUAGGAGUGAAGGAAUCAGACUGGCUCCAGUACAGAGAUCUCGCCACCUACAAAGGCCUCUUUCCCGAGAACUUCACUCAGCGCCUGGUUUAGGGCCAAAAGUAUUGUAGAAAGAGCCUGGUUUGGAGGUUUUUAAGCCCUCAUGAAAACUUGCAGAAUUCACUUCUGCUAUUACAUUCCUGAUGAUUUACAGAUUGAUGCUGGACAAAGCUUGGAAGGACAUAUCAAUGGAGUGCAUGUGCAAAAAAACCUAAGGAAAAAAAGUAAAUGAAGGAGAAAGUCCCCAGUUGUUCCCAUGUUAUUAAGAAAGGAUUUGUCUGUGCUUUGUCCAAGCCAUGGUGACUCUGGUACUUGAUUCCCUCCCACCAACUGUAAAGUAGUUUUCUCCAGACCAGAACCUGAAUUUCUCUGCACCAAGCGUGUGGUAUUGAGAGGCUGCCCUGCAGAAGUCAAGAUGAACUACCCUGUAGUAAAGGAUUAUUUUUCUCCCUGGUGCAGGUGUGAGCCCAUGCAUUUGUGAUCUCUCUCUUCCCCUUUCAAGUUUACUAUGUUCAGAAGUAAACUGCUGCAGAAGUUUUUGAUGUUCUUUUCCAAAACUGCUCUCUCUCUCUACACACACACACACA
This is a messenger RNA of Artibeus jamaicensis (Jamaican fruit-eating bat), 3246 nucleotides long. RefSeq names its product amphiphysin (gene AMPH). Gene Ontology annotation, molecular function: phospholipid binding; protein binding. The transcript is spliced from 22 exons. The coding region runs from base 140 to 2713 and encodes 857 amino acids. Gene Ontology annotation, cellular component: cytoplasm; plasma membrane; synaptic vesicle. The record is from RefSeq and is a predicted model, not a curated record. Lineage: Eukaryota; Metazoa; Chordata; Mammalia; Chiroptera; Phyllostomidae. Gene Ontology annotation, biological process: synaptic vesicle endocytosis.